AUGCUCGUGAACCUUCAACGUCACUUCUCGCCUCACGGCGCCUCCGAGCGGACUCACGACGCCGUCAACGAGAUGCUCGUUAUCUCCAAAGGUCACGUCGCGGCGCCGCCUGGAUGGACUCGCAUCGCGCCACGUGCAAGCUCUGCCCAUUUCGAUUCGAAUUAUAGGUCACUUUUUGACCUGUACACGAAGAAGUUGAGCUACACGAAUCAGAAGGAAAAGCUCAACCGCAAGCUCAACACGUUCCUCAUCUUUGAAAAACGCAAAGCGAAGGUCCUUGACCGGCUUCGUCGAUCGAUCAACACCCUCGGGAUUCGGGACAAGAAGUCCAGGACGUUCAUCACACCAAAGGGGCCAAAGAUUCAGCCUGAGCUCAGACGCCGGAGUCCAUCCGGUGAAUACACCGGAUGCGACACGGACACCGAAGGAAGUGGGUUCGUCUCGGCGGCCUGCCUUAUUACUAAUGCGAUUAACAACACCCUCUGUGAGGACCACGAGUCCAACAGACAAUCCCUCUGUAAGGACCACAAGUCCGACAGAAACUCCGGCAUCUCCAUCAACGACUGUGAGGACUUGGAUUCCCACAGCGACACCAGCACGGGCUGCCCUUUCAACGACCCUAAGGACUCCGAGUCCGAUGGUCAUACCAUCUGCGAGAGCUCCGAGCUCGACAGGAUCAAAUUCAUCGCCGCCUACCCUAUCGAGAAGAGAGCGGCAUCCGUUUCGAAACUACAGAAGCUUUCUAACAGCUGCAUCAUCGAUUCUGGCUCACAAACCUACCUGAUCAACGAUCGCACCAAGGCCGACUUCAAGGCCGUCUAG
Zymoseptoria tritici IPO323 is the source of this 822-nucleotide messenger RNA. RefSeq lists its product as uncharacterized. Lineage: Eukaryota; Fungi; Ascomycota; Dothideomycetes; Mycosphaerellales; Mycosphaerellaceae. The coding region runs from base 1 to 822 and encodes 273 amino acids. The record is from RefSeq and is a predicted model, not a curated record. The transcript has 4 exons.